CAACAAUGAUUUUGACAUUUCUGUGGACGCGGCUUUCAAGGUUUUUCGCAUUUUCGGAUUUUCUUUCGCCAAUUGCAAAGAAUUCCAUUAAUAAUAAAUUGUAUAUAAUUAUAUUUUAUUAAAGUCCAUGUUUAAAUAAUUAGAAGUGAAAAUCAAAGCAAAAGAACAAAAAUCAAAUCGAAAAAAACCUAAAUAAAAAUGUCUAAUCUCCAAAGAUCCAUUAUGAAGUCUCGUCUACCCCCAACAAUUCCCGGUAGUAGAAUCGGAAGAUCGGAUUCGUUUAAAAAGUCCAAAUCACGAGAUUAUAAGCCAACACUCUGGAGCGAGUACUUUACCGAGAAGGAAGACGUUGAAAUCGAUGAAAAAACAGUAUUUCGUGUUUACCGCACCAGUCAGCCACAAAAAGCCGGCCCAGUCAUCCUACUUUUGCACGGUGGCGGUUAUUCUGCCCUCACUUGGUCGCAUUUUUGCGUGGAAAUUACACACAUGAUCCAUUGCCAGUGCUUGUCGGUGGACAUGAGAGGCCACGGUGACACAAUUACCGAUGACGAGGAAGACUUGUCUGCUGAGACACUUGCUACAGACGUUGGCAAACUCAUAAACAAACUGUACCCCGAAGAUACACCUUGUCCACCCAUCCACUUGGUGGGUCAUUCAAUGGGCGGCGCUAUUGCUGUGCACAUUGCUCACAUGGAACUUAUUCCAGCACUGGUUGGAGUUACAGUCAUUGAUGUGGUCGAAGGUACUGCCAUGGAAGCUUUGGCCAGCAUGCAGAGCUUCCUACGUUCCCGACCGAACUUCUUCAAGAGUAUACCAACUGCCAUCGAGUGGUGCAUCCGCAGUGGACAGAUUCGAAACAUCGACAGUGCCAAGGUUUCUAUGCCUGGUCAAAUAAUUAAUUGCACAACGAAGAAGCUCGCCACCAAUGAGCUUCCCUUACAAGACGACCCCGAGGAAUCAUCCGAACCAUCGACAUUUACCCAUCCUCUGGUCAUAUCCGAAGACGAAGAAGGAGCCGAAAAUGCAGACACUCCCACAUCGCCAACAUCGUCAUCAACACCCCCAUUGCCACCGAGCAUUAAUUUCAAAAAACCAGAUCCCAUCGACGAUGAGGCCAACAAAAAAUAUACUUGGCGUAUUGAUUUAUCCAAGUCGGAGAAGUACUGGGUCGGGUGGUUCUCAGGUCUGAGCGAGAAAUUUCUCAGUUUGAGAGUGCCGAAGCAGCUCCUAUUGGCAAGCAUUGAUGGUUUGGAUAAAACUCUUACAGUUGGACAGAUGCAAGGAAAAUUCCAAAUGCAGGUUCUAGCUCGAUGUGGUCAUGCCGUUCAUGAGGAUCGCCCACACGAAGUCGCAGAAGUUAUAAGCUCCUAUUUGAUUCGAAAUCGAUUUGCCGAAGCAGCUGGCGAAUUUCGUUCACACAUGCCAGCUUGUUAGAUUACUUAGGAAGACCUAACAAAAGUGUGUUUUUUUGUUGUAAAGAAAUGAAAUGGCUAAGGAUGCGUGUGAUCGAGAGUUUUCAAAAAAAGAUUGUCGUUUUUUCCAGUUUCUUGGUUUGAGAGAAUGAACGCAACAAUAUUUUGAUUGUUUACUUAACUUAUAUACUUAUCCUAAAAAUUUGUAUAACACUUUGCCACCGAAAAGGCCAAAAUUAUUCGAGACUAUUUAUUUGAACAAAAGAAAGAAAGAAAAACUAUUAUUUAUUUUUCUUUCAGCUUUGUGCGCAAAACUUUUAAGACGCAUUCAUUCGCUAUUUACAUAUACAUAUAUACAAAAAUACUCUCGUAUAUAUUAAUCUUAAUACGUAAUUUCUUAUUCUUAUUUUAACGCUUAAGAAUGAAUUUAUUAUAAUUAAAAAGAAAAAUCAAAAAAAUUAUGAAAAACAAAAAGUACCUACUCGAAAUUCUUAGGAAUCUUAUGGGAUUCGAGGUAAUUUUACUAACUUUUUGCCUCUCUCAUCCAUUUCCAUUGAAUGCAUUUUAUUGUCUCAAUAUAUUUUUUUUGUAAAUAAUAAAAAAUACUAACGAAAAACUAUUUAUUCAAAAGCGGGACAGAUACAUAUAAACCGCAUGAUUAUCCUUUACCUUACUUGAUUUUCAUCCAAUUGAGAAAUAAAAAUAUAUAACUUAUAACAAAAA
Messenger RNA from Eupeodes corollae, 2135 nucleotides. Its product is annotated as protein phosphatase methylesterase 1. The coding region runs from base 199 to 1434 and encodes 411 amino acids. NCBI's taxonomy places the organism in Eukaryota, Metazoa, Arthropoda, Insecta, Diptera, Syrphidae. Gene Ontology annotation, biological process: protein demethylation. Gene Ontology annotation, molecular function: protein methylesterase activity. The transcript has 7 exons. The record is from RefSeq and is a predicted model, not a curated record.